UGGUUUUACUGCAAGGUCACGGACUCCAGGGAGCGGUGGAUCCCCUUCAGCACGCAGGACUCGGGGCGCCUGGAAGAGGCCCACGGCUCAGGGAGAGACAAAGAAGACCUGGUUGUCCCAACAUCAGGGGGUAGGUACGACGUGCAUCUGAAGAAGAGGCAGCGUGUCGCAGUGUACUGGGAGGAGGAGGUAUCUGAAGUGCGUCGCUGCACCUGGUUUUACAAGGGAGACAAGGACAAUAAGUAUAUUCCCUACUCUGAGACCUUCAGUGAAGAACUGGAGGAAGCUUACAUGAUUGCUGUGACCCUGGAUGAGUGGAAGAAGAAACUGGAGUCCCCUAGCAGGGAAAUCAUUAUCUUGCACAACCCAAAGCUGAUGGUGCACUACCAUCCGGUUGCCACCUCUGAUGACUGGGGCUCAACGCCUACGGAACAAGGUCGACCUCGGACUGUGAAGAGAGGAGUAGAAAACAUCGCUGCCGAGAUCCCCAAUGGAGAGCCUCUGCAAAUUGAUCACCUGGUUUUCGUGGUGCACGGGAUUGGCCCAGCGUGUGACAUUCGGUUCAGGAGCAUCGUCCAGUGCGUGAAUGACUUCAGGAAUGUUUCCCUGAGCAUGCUGCAAGCGCACUUCAAGAAAGCCCAGGAGCAGCAGCAGAUCGGCCGGGUGGAGUUCCUACCUGUGAACUGGCACAGCUCCCUCCACUCCACCGGGGUGGACGUGGACCUGGAGCGAAUCACUCUGCCGAGCAUCAAUCGCCUGCGUCACUUCAUCAACGACACCAUCCUGGACGUUUUCUUUUACAACAGCUCCACCUAUUGCCAGACCAUCGUGGACACGGUGGCGUCCGAGAUGAACCGCCUGCACCAGCUCUUCCUGCAGAGGAACCCGCUCUUCAAAGGGGGGGUCUCCAUUGCGGGGCACAGCUUGGGGUCGCUCAUUCUGUUUGACCUCCUGACGAACCAGAAGGCUGCUCCCGAGGAGGAUGAGCACAGCGAAGAGGGGCCCAGGACAACCUCAAGCAACAGGGGCAUUGAGGAAAUAAAAGAAAUCUUGAAGAAGCUGGAGCUUUCCGAAUAUUGUGAUGUUUUUGAGAAGGAGAAAAUGGACAGGCAAGCACUGUUCUUGUGCACAGAGAAAAACCUUAAAGAAAUGGGAAUUCCCUUAGGACCAAGAAUGAAGAUACUCCAUUACAUCAGCUCUAAGAGGGAUACGCAGGUUUCCAGGCCUGGGUCCCCGUCACAGCACGACUCAGAGAGCACAGGCAAUGGCAGGAAUUGCCAGUACCGGGACGUUGGCUUAGGACAGGUCUCAGCAAACUAUCCUCAGCUAAACUACAAGCCCACCAUCUUCUUUGCUUUUGGGUCUCCCAUUGGGAUGUUUCUCACGGUGCGGGGAGUGAAGCGGAUCAACCCAAACUAUAGCCUGCCCACCUGCAAAGGCUUCUUCAACAUCUUCCACCCCUUUGACCCGGUGGCCUACAGGAUUGAGCCCAUGAUCGUCCCAGAUCUGGAGUUUGAGCCCAUGCUGCUGCCUCACCACAAAGGCAGGAAGAGAAUGCACCUAGAGCUGAAAGAAGGGCUGACGCGCAUGAGCGUGGACCUGAAGAACAACUUGCUGGGGUCCCUGCGGGUAGCCUGGCAGUCCUUCACUCGAGCCCCGCUGCCGGCCGUGGAGGCAGCGAGUACCGACGCCGAAGUGGAGGCAGAGGCCGGCGUGGAGAAGCAGCCAGACACGAAGCCAAACGAGACUCCCACAGCAGUGAAGGAAGAGGCCACCCUCAUUAACGUGGGGAGGCUGAACGGAGGGAAUCGCAUAGACUACGUGCUGCAGGAGAAGCCAAUAGAGAGCUUUAAUGAGUAUUUAUUUGCACUACAAGGGCAUCUCUGCUAUUGGGAGUCGGAAGACACCGUUCUGCUGGUUCUGAAGGAGAUCUACCAGACACAAGGCAUUACACUGGAUCAACCUUUGCCAGGAAGCCAUUGA
Phaethon lepturus (White-tailed tropicbird) is the source of this 1983-nucleotide messenger RNA. RefSeq names its product DDHD domain containing 2 (gene DDHD2). Gene Ontology annotation, cellular component: COPII-coated ER to Golgi transport vesicle. The record is from RefSeq and is a predicted model, not a curated record. The transcript is spliced from 16 exons. Gene Ontology annotation, molecular function: protein binding; triacylglycerol lipase activity; metal ion binding. Lineage: Eukaryota; Metazoa; Chordata; Aves; Phaethontiformes; Phaethontidae. The annotation marks the transcript as partial.